CUAGCAACUUUGGCGUCCAGUUGCACUCUGUCAUCGGUGCCAAGCUGGCUCCAAUUUAGGAACAGCUGCUUCAGUCGUGGAACUGUCAUAGAACCCCAUCAUAAUUACGUAUCUAUGUUAACAAAAAUUAGAGAAAAAGUACAGUUCUUCAAUAGAUUGGACACGAACCACUGGUUCGAGUCUCGGCUAAGCCUUCGAAGUUCGAAAGCGUCCAAAAUGGAGAACGCAGAGUACGUAAGCUGCGAGUUUCAAGGAGUCCUCGAAGAAUUUGCAAGAAUUCGCGACGCGUACGUAGGUUUGAAGGCGUAUUGCCAGAUACAAGAGGAAACUGUGACGAUGGAGAAAGAACGCUCGCAGAGGAUGACGCAGAAUUUGGAAAAAUUGUCGAAAACUUAUUUGCUUUUGGAAAAAAGAUACAAGACUACGGUGGUUGGAUUGCAGUCAGAGAAGGACGGUCUUUUGAAGACGAUCGAGGAGUUAAAAGAACAGUGCGAUCAUUUGAGACUUAUUAAUGCUGAUUGCAAUGCUAAUGAUCAGACAUAUCGACUACAGGAAGAAGUUGAAGUCCUGAGAUCUCAAUUAUCAAUGCAAGAAGAUAAGUACCAAGAAGAUAUAGCUUUGUUAAAACAGAAACAUUCUGAUGAACUACAAAGAUACAAAAUGUUGUUACAGAACGCUAAAAAGGAUACCUCGAAUGAGCCAAAGAAAAGGACUGUGUCAAGCAACCCCAACAAAAAUAAACAGAAUACCUCCUUUAGGUGGCCAAAAUUGAACGUAGAAAGGAUCAACACACCUAUGGAGGCCACCAGCGGUAAUAAACCCGACGGAAACAAGAAGAGGAAGUUGUUCUCCGAAGACAGCGAAGCUACAUUUGAUCUCGUUUAAAAUACAACUAUAUAUUAU
Molecule: messenger RNA, 903 nt
Organism: Megachile rotundata (alfalfa leafcutting bee)
Lineage: Eukaryota; Metazoa; Arthropoda; Insecta; Hymenoptera; Megachilidae
Source: RefSeq, a predicted model, not a curated record